CUGUUGUCUCUCCCUUUUCAAGGGGACCAGCCACCCAUGUCUGAGCAGACAGUGUGCUUGUUAACAGACUGAUAGACGUGCCUAUGGGACUGCAGCCACAGGACACAGAGAGAGGCAGGUUCCCCAAGCUUCAGCAUCCCUCCACGGAUUGGUACCUUCUUAUCCUCUCCUAAAUCAACUUCUGCUAAGGGGCCUCUUUUCCACCAAAUCUACUGCUGUGAUCAAAGCCGGGAAAGUUUUGGACUUAAAAGCUACUUUUCAGGCAAGUGAUCUCAAGAUGAUUCCCUCUGUUCCACUGGUGAUAAUAUUUACUGUGUGGGCAUCCUAUGCUAAAAGAAUUCCACAGACAAACAGUGCAUCUCUUGAAAAGGACACUGUAAACAUCGACAUACUAGUCAUACAAAGUCACGGUUAUGGCGACGAGGACGUAAAACAACAGGACUUUCAAAAGCAGCACAAGAGAGCGCCGCGGGGCGCGGAGGACGAGGACGCGGAGGCAGGGGAACCUCAGUCCACCUUCUCACAGUCUUACGAGAACGAGUUCUUCACCACACCCCGGGCCACCCAGCUCUCCAACUCAACCCGGGACACUGGGGCCACGGGGGCCAACACAGUUGGGGGGCAGGGGAACAGCAGCUCCACGGAGGGAAGCAUCACAAACAUCCACAACCCUCUGUACCCUGUGACCGACAGCUCCUACACCGCCUAUGCUGUUAUGUUCCUGUCCCUGGUGGUGUUUGCCGUGGGGGUCAUAGGGAACCUGGCGGUGAUGUGCAUCGUCUGGCACAACUACUACAUGAGGAGUGCUUGGAACUACAUCCUGGCCAGCUUGGCUUUCUGGGAUUUCCUGGUGCUCUGCUUCUGUUUACCUGUGGUGGUGUUUAAUGAGCUCACCAAUAAGAGGUUGCUGGGGGACAUCUCAUGCAGAGUGGUACCAUAUAUGGAGGUGACCUCCCUGGGGGUGACCUCCUUCAGCCUGUGUGCCCUGGGAAUCGACCGCUUCAACGCCACCACCAGCUCCCAGCCCAAGACCCGGCGGGUGGAGCGAUGCCAGUCGGUCCUGGCCAAGCUGCUGGUCAUCUGGGUGGGUUCCAUGGUGCUGGCUGCCCCGGAGCUACUGCUGUGGCAGCUCAGCCAGGCGGUGUCUCCAGCCACAGGGAACCUGGUAGACUCCUGCACCAUGAACCCAACCUCCAACCUCCCCGAGUCCAUCUACACCCUGGUCAUCAACUACCACGAGUGCCGCAUGUGGUGGUACUUCGGCUGCUACUUCUGUCUGCCCGUGGUGUUCACCCUGCUGUGCCAGCUGGCCACGUGCAACGUGUCCAGCGACGGCAUACCCCAGCGCCUGGAGGAGCGCUCCCCCUCCAAGAAGCAGAAGAUACAGCACAACCAACAGGUGGAGCGCCAGCUCAACUGCACCGUCAUGGCCCUGGCUGUGGUCUACGGUGUCUGCGCCCUGCCCGAGAACGUGUGCAACAUCGUCCUGGCCUACACCGCCAUGCCCGUCUCCGACAACACCGCCGCCCUGCUGGCCCUCAUCAACCAGUUCUUCUUGUUCUUCAAGUCGUCUGUGACGCCGGUGCUGCUCCUCUGUCUCUGUAAGUCCCUGGGCCAGGCCUUCAUGGACUGCUGCUGCUGCUGCUGCGAGGAGUGUCAGGCUGGCAGCUCCUCGUCCCCCGGCGCCGAGGCCAAAACCAAGAGCACCAACGACGUGUCCUCCUCCAUCUUCUUUGACAAAGCCAAGGACAGCUCCACUAUCCUGUCGAUCAGCGGCUCCAGCUGAACCCAGCCCUCCUGGCUUCCUCUCCCUUCCAUCGCCUAACCUGGUUAGAUGUGGUAACAAAGCAACUUACCUUUCAGCAGUGGACGUUCCAACCUCGGCCUCGACCCCUCUUUCCCCCCGUGUUUCGCCCUCGGAUCAGAUGCUGGAUCUCUCCGUGCCUUUGCUUUCUGUGUUGUUAGUCAGGACAGGGAACGUUGCCAGCACCACAAACUCUGUUCCUUAAUGUCUAAUGUGUUGCUUUUUGAUGUUCUCUCGAUAGAUACCACACCCACUCCAGUUAUAAGAUGGUUCAUGUUACAGGAAGUUAAGACAUUGACUAAGUGCAGACUAGGGGUUUGAAGAGAUGGAGUUCCACUUAAUAUCUUUGUAGUGUCACCCCCGUGUUUUCAUGGACUAGGUUAGAAUAAACCAAUAAACAUUAGAUUAUUAUAAUAGGUUUGACUAACAUUUCUUUGGAGCCUCGGAGUGUGAGGCUCUGAGAUAAUUGAUUUUGAUGUCACCGUGUUCUUAUUUGUUUAACAAUGUGUUGUUGCUAUUUGGCCAACACAGACGAGAGUGCCUUAGAAAACCGUGCAACUCCGGAUUCAGCUACUUCAUCUUUUGUCAUCCCAUGUUUAAAUUAUUUCUUUGAGUUUUACUAAAAAUGAAGAGGGAUGGUUAAUUAAGACAUAGCAAAUUCAAAUCAGAGAGUUGUGAAUACUGCAACAUUAUUUGACCAUAUUAUCUUUAGAAGUCACUGUACAGAAGUCAUGGUUAUAAAUAAUUUACAAAAAGGAUACAAGUUUAUUCAGACUUCAUUUUGUGAAUAAGAGAAAAGAAGUUCUGCGACGUGAAUCCAUCAGCUGUAGUUGUCUUUAAUUUAUCCAAUAAAGGUUUGUAAUUUA
Molecule: messenger RNA, 2670 nt
Organism: Esox lucius (northern pike)
Lineage: Eukaryota; Metazoa; Chordata; Actinopteri; Esociformes; Esocidae
Gene: gpr37l1b
Product: G protein-coupled receptor 37 like 1b
Exons: 2
Coding region: 278-1786 (502 amino acids)
Biological process (GO): adenylate cyclase-inhibiting G protein-coupled receptor signaling pathway; positive regulation of MAPK cascade
Cellular component (GO): signaling receptor complex; plasma membrane
Molecular function (GO): G protein-coupled peptide receptor activity
Source: RefSeq, a predicted model, not a curated record